AUGGGAGGGAGGGAGGGAGGGAAGGAAGGAAGGAAGGAAGGAAAGCGGGAGGGUCUCCCCGACUGGUGCUCGGCCUUGGGAGGGCCUGUGCGGGGAGAAGGCGCCCUGCGGCCGGGCUGGCGGCCCGCACCGCCGGGGCCUGGCGUCGGGAACGCUGGACCGAGAAAGGGGAAGAAGUUUAACUUUGGGAAAAUUCUCUUCAGCAACACCACCAUUUUCCUGAGAUUUGAAGGCGAUGAAAAAGCUUGUGAUCCUUCCUUAGGUUUCAAUGUUACUUGGUACUUAAGAUAUUCUGACUGCUACAAUGAAGUCUUCAACUUUGGGGAUGAACAAGCAGAUAACUAUUUUGGGGCCACAGCUGAAGAGCAUCCGGGUUGGUCAGGAUACUAUGCCACUGCUUCUCUUCUCUUUCCAAAUUGCUCUGAGCUCUUUAGGCCUCAGAUUUUCUAUAAAGAAUUUGUUCAUCCAGAACCUCUCUCACCUGAGAAACAAGAGGGCUUAAAAGAUAAGAAGGAGAGCACAGGAAAUCACACCAUGGUGACAGAUAAAACUGCAAUGAAUGCUGUUAUGAAAACUUGGCGAGAUGGGCCAUAUAUAUUUAUUGUGCAAAUUGGAAGUACAACUGCAAAGGAUUCUAUUACCAGAGUUAAAAGAAUGGAGAGGACAACACCUUCCUCAUCUCAAAAUAAACUCUUUACAAUGACAGUAGAACUGAAGGGGCCGUAUGAGUAUCUCUCACUUGCAGACUAUCCUCUGAUGAUUUUUUUCAUGGUGAUGUGCAUCGUGUAUGUAUUCUUCGGGGUUCUAUGGCUUGCAUGGUCAGCCUGUUACUGGCGGGAUCUCCUAAGGAUCCAGUUCUGGAUUGGUGCCGUUAUCUUCCUGGGAAUGCUUGAGAAAGCAGUUUUCUAUGCAGAGUUCCAGAAUAUUCGCUACACGGGAGAAUCUGUUCAAGGAGCAGUAAUACUGGCAGAACUUCUCUCUGCUGUGAAGCGAUCAUUGGCUCGAACUCUGGUCAUCAUAGUCAGCUUGGGAUAUGGGAUAGUCAAGCCUCGCCUUGGAGUUACUCUUCACAAAGUUGUUAUGGCUGGAGCUCUUUAUCUAUUAUUUUCUGGCAUGGAAGGUGUUCUUAGAGUCACAGGGGCCCAGAAUGAUCUUGCCUCCUUGGCUUUUAUUCCCCUGGCUUUCCUAGAUACUGCCCUGUGCUGGUGGAUAUUCAUCAGCUUAACUCAAACAAUGAAGCUGCUAAAACUUCGAAGGAAUGUUGUGAAACUUUCUUUGUAUCGGCACUUCACGAACACGCUCAUCUUGGCAGUAGCAGCAUCUAUUGUAUUUAUCAUCUGGACCACCAUGAAGUUCAGGCUGGUGGACUGUCAGUCGGACUGGCAGGAGCUAUGGGUGGAUGAUGCCAUCUGGCGUUUAUUGUUUUCAAUGAUCCUUUUUGUCAUCAUGAUUCUGUGGAGACCAUCUGCUAACAACCAAAGGUUUGCUUUCUCACCACUGUCAGAAGAGGAGGAUGAUGAUGAGCAGAAAGAACCAAUGUUAAAGGAAAGCUUUGAGGGAAUGAAAAUGAGAAGUACAAAGCAAGAACCAAAUGGGAAUGUAAAAGCAAACAAAGCUCAAGAAGAUGACCUGAAGUGGGUAGAGGAGAAUGUUCCUUCAUCAGUGACAGAUGUUGCUCUUCCAGCUCUUCUGGAUUCAGAUGAGGAAAGAAUGAUCACACACUUUGAAAGGUCCAAAAUGGAAUGAAGGAGUAGCUUUUUGCUACUGGAAGUGGAGACGCCUCUUUUAAAGUUGCUUGGUGGAGCAAGUGCAUCCUGCUGAUUUGUUUGUUGAUCUCAGCCUUGAAAGUUUGAUGCUUUACUGUCGUGGAGGGUGUCUUGCUGUGGAAGAAGUUCACAAGGACAUUAUAAACCUUUCAGAAAUUUGAAUUUACAAAGUUGCUGCGAGUUUGGAUUUUUAAGCAAUUUACAUAUGUACUAUUCCAGCACCUUCUGUAACUUUUCAAAUAUUUAAUCUGUGAAACUAAAAUUCCUAAUGUCUGUUUGAGGA
Messenger RNA from Manacus vitellinus (golden-collared manakin), 2049 nucleotides. RefSeq names its product transmembrane protein 87A (gene TMEM87A). The record is from RefSeq and is a predicted model, not a curated record. The coding region runs from base 1 to 1746 and encodes 581 amino acids. NCBI's taxonomy places the organism in Eukaryota, Metazoa, Chordata, Aves, Passeriformes, Pipridae. Gene Ontology annotation, biological process: retrograde transport, endosome to Golgi. The transcript has 20 exons. Gene Ontology annotation, cellular component: Golgi apparatus; Golgi cisterna membrane.